This is a messenger RNA of Rhinopithecus roxellana (golden snub-nosed monkey), 2027 nucleotides long. RefSeq names its product V-set immunoregulatory receptor (gene VSIR). Gene Ontology annotation, biological process: negative regulation of CD4-positive, alpha-beta T cell proliferation; regulation of immune response; positive regulation of regulatory T cell differentiation. Bases 15 to 1094 code for a protein of 359 amino acids. The transcript is spliced from 7 exons. The record is from RefSeq and is a predicted model, not a curated record. NCBI's taxonomy places the organism in Eukaryota, Metazoa, Chordata, Mammalia, Primates, Cercopithecidae. Gene Ontology annotation, cellular component: plasma membrane.
CGGGACGGGGGCGGAUGCCUGGAGCGCAGCUCUGGGGCCGCCCGCUGCGGCUCACUCGCUCGUACUCGCUCGCACUCACUCGCGGGAGGCUUCCCCGCGCCGGCGGCGUCCCGCCUGCUCCCCGGCACCAGAAGUUCCUCUGCGCGUCUAACGGAGACAUGGGCGUCCCCACGGCCCCGGAGGCCGGCUGCUGGCGCUGGGGAUCCCUGCUCUUCGCCCUCUUCCUGGCUGCGUCCCUAGGUCCGGUGGCAGCCUUCAAGGUCGCCACGCUGUAUUCCCUGUACGUCUGUCCCGAGGGGCAGAACGUCACCCUCACCUGCAGGCUCUUCGGCCCUGUGGACAAAGGGCAUGAUGUGACCUUCUACAAGACGUGGUACCGCAGCUCGAGGGGAGAGGUGCAGACCUGCUCAGAGCGCCGGCCCAUCCGCAACCUCACGUUCCAGGACCUUCACCUGCACCAUGGAGGCCACCAGGCUGCCAACACCAGCCACGACCUGGCCCAGCGCCAUGGGCUGGAGUCGGCCUCCGACCACCAUGGCAACUUCUCCAUCACCAUGCGCAACCUGACCCUGCUGGACAGCGGCCUCUACUGCUGCCUUGUGGUGGAGAUCAGGCACCACCACUCGGAGCACAGGGUCCACGGUGCCAUGGAGCUGCAGGUGCAGACAGGCAAAGAUGCACCAUCCAACUGCGUGGCAUACCCAUCCUCCUCCCAGGAGAGUGAAAACAUCACGGCUGCAGCCCUGGCUACGGGUGGCUGCAUCGUAGGAAUCCUCUGCCUCCCCCUCAUCCUGCUCCUGGUCUACAAGCAAAGGCAGGCGGCCUCCAACCGCCGUGCCCAGGAGCUGGUGCGGAUGGACAGCAACACUCAAGGGAUUGAAAACCCUGGCUUUGAGGCCUCAUCACCUGCCCAGGGGAUACUGGAGGCCAAAGUCAGGCACCCCCUGUCCUAUGUGGCCCAGCGGCAGCCUUCUGAGUCUGGGCGGCAUCUGCUUUCGGAGCCCGGCACCCCCCUGUCUCCUCCAGGCCCCGGAGAUGUCUUCUUCCCAUCCCUGGACCCUGUUCCUGACUCUCCAAACUUUGAGGUCAUCUAGACCAGCUGGGGGACAGUGGGCCGUUGUGGCUGAGUUUGGGGCAGGUGCAUUGAGCCAGGGCUGGCUCUGUGAGUGGCCUCCUUGGCCUCGGCCCUGGUUCCCUCCCACCUGCUCUGGGUUCAGAUGCUGCGACAUCUCAGAAGCCCAGACCCUCAACCCCUCUGGAUGCUACAUGGGGACGCUGGAUGGCUAAGCCCCUGUUCCAAGGAUUUUGGGGUGCUGAGAUUCUCCCCUAGAGACCUGAAAUUCACCAGCCACAGAUGUCAAAUGACUUAAUCUUAAGAAGUCUCAGAAUGUCCAGCCCGUCAGCAGUUCUAAUUCUGAGACAUGAGCCUUGGGAUGUGGCAGCAUCAAUGGGACAAGAUGGACACUGGGCCACCCUCCCAGGCAUGAGACCCAGGGCACUGUGGAGAGACUUGUCCCCCAUGGCCGCCUGGGCUCCCCCAUCUUGCCUGAGGCUGCUCUUCUGUCAGACUUUCUCUUUGUACCACAGUGGCUCUGGGGCCAGGCCUGCCUGCCCACUGGCCAUCGCCACCUUCCCCAUCUGCCUCCUACCAGCAGUUUCUCUGACGAUCUGUCAACAGGUUAAGUCAAUCUGGGGCUUCCAGUGCCUGCAUUCCAGUCCCCAGAGCUUGGUGGUCCCAAAACGGGAAGUACGUAUUGGGGCAUGGUGGCCACUGUGAGCAAAUGGUGUCUUGGGCAAUCUGAGGCCAGGCCAAAUGUUGCACCACCCACUGGAGAUGGUGGUGAGGGAGGUGGGUGGGGCCUUCUGGGAAGGUGAGUGGGGCCCCCUACCCUCCCCAUCCUCUACUCUUGCUGCUCAGCCCGGGCCAUUGCAAGGGUGCCACACAAUGUCUUGUCCACUCUGGGCCACUUCUGAGUGUGAAGCGGGAUGCUAUUAAAAACUACGUGGGGAAACAGGUGCAAACCCUG